ACCAAAUUAGAAAUUUAAUAUCCACGAUCACGACACACAUGACUACAACUUUACUACUUACUUACUAAUAAUAUUUACUUACACAUUUGUCCAGUCUGCAGUGUAUGUAAAAAAAAUACCUAGUGCACAAAUCCCAGAGCAUGACAAUUAUUUUAAAAUACUGUUUAAUUUAUUAAGUAAUUUAUCAGAAUAGUAUUUGCAAAGAUGUUGGAGGGUGUCAAGCAUAUUUUCAUGGUCCUCUCGGGCAAAGGCGGUGUUGGAAAGUCAACAGUCAGUACCCAGUUGGCUCUUGCUCUGCAAGUAUCUGGAUUUAAGGUCGGGAUCCUGGAUGUUGAUCUUUGCGGUCCAAGUGUCCCCUACCUGUUGAAUUUGGAAGGCAAGGAUGUGUACCAAUCAUCAGAAGGGUGGAUUCCAGUCUACACUGAUGAUGACAAGGGCUUGGCAGUUAUGUCAAUAGGAUUCCUAUUGAAAAACCGCAAUGACAGUAUCGUUUGGCGAGGCCCUAAAAAAACGGGAAUGAUAAAAGAAUUUUUGAACGACGUCGCUUGGAAUGACAUCGAUUAUCUAAUUAUUGAUACACCACCUGGUACUUCAGAUGAACAUAUAACAGUCAUGGAAAAUUUAAAAGGAGUGAAGUGUGACGGAGCCAUCAUCGUUACUACACCCCAGGCGGUUGCUGUUGAUGAUGUCUUGAGGGAAGUUACUUUCUGUCGAAAAACCGGGAUUCCUAUUAUUGGUAUCGUUGAAAAUAUGAGUGGAUUUGUUUGCCCAACUUGUUCUGAAUGCACUAAUAUUUUUUCAUCUGGAGGAGGCUUUGCAUUGUCUGAAAUAGUAAAGGUUCCAUUCCUAGCAAAGUUACCAAUCGAUCCGGCGAUUGGUAAACUAGCUGACAAAGGCCAGAGUAUUUUGGUGACUAUGCCAGACAGCCAAGUGGCCCAAGUAUUUAGAAAACUUGUUGAAGAAUUGACUAAAAGUAAGGAAGCUUGAGUGAAGAAAUUUAAAUAUCUUGGUAAUGAAGAUGAUGAUGAUGUAGAUUGCGUGUUACUAAUGAGUGAUCAUGUGUCUCUGCAUUGCGUAAUUAUAUGCCGGUGUCAUUAUGUCAACUGUAAUUGGAUAAUUAAGGCAGGAAGAAAAGAAAACGAAUUUAGAAAUUAAUUAUAUUUUUUAUCUAUUAAUUUUUAAGUAAAAAAUAAAUGGUUAUUUUUAAAUGUUGA
Microplitis mediator is the source of this 1214-nucleotide messenger RNA. RefSeq names its product cytosolic Fe-S cluster assembly factor NUBP2 homolog (gene Nubp2). The record is from RefSeq and is a predicted model, not a curated record. Gene Ontology annotation, biological process: iron-sulfur cluster assembly. Gene Ontology annotation, molecular function: ATP-dependent FeS chaperone activity; ATP binding; 4 iron, 4 sulfur cluster binding. The coding region runs from base 205 to 987 and encodes 260 amino acids. Lineage: Eukaryota; Metazoa; Arthropoda; Insecta; Hymenoptera; Braconidae. Gene Ontology annotation, cellular component: cytosol. The transcript has 5 exons.